CUUCUCUGCCGAGUAUUGCCGUCACCAUGGCACGCGUUGCACUAAUAACUGGAGGAACAAGCGGAAUUGGAUUCGCUGUCGCCAAAGAGCUCAGCACCUCCGACUGGCAGGUGAAUAUCAUCGGCACCAACUCAACCCGUGGCCACGAAGCAGCAGCACUCCUCCCCAACACAACCUUCUUGCAAGCCGAUGUGCGCAACUACCAACAGCUAGCAGCUGCAUUCAACACCAUCUUCGAAACAGCCCACCGGCUAGACUUUGUCUUUGCGAACGCAGGGAUUCCAGAGGAAGCACUCGGCUUCUUCGCCGAGCAUGACACAGACGCAGCCACGACCAUCCCACCCGAACCAUCUCUAACCCCAGUGAAUGUCAACUUCGAUGGAGCCUUGUAUACUUCCUACCUGGCCAUGCACUACUUCCGACGCUCACCAUCCCACACCAAGGGAAGCCGCGACCUUAUCAUCACAGCCAGCAUCGGCGGCUUAUAUCCCUGCAUGCUGACGCCGCUGUACUCUGCAUCGAAACACGCACUGGUCGGGUUCACCCGCGCCAUUGGGAAGAAACUCUUUGCUGAGGGUGUGCGUGUUAACACCAUCUGUCCUGGCGUGGUUAAAACGCCUCUUAUCACUGAAAACCCCGACCUUAUGGAGCAUUUUCCCGGUGAGACGCUGGUUCCUAUUGAAAUGGUGACGGAUGUUGUCUUGCAGUUGAUAUCCGGAGAUGCAGUGCAGGAUUCGCAGGGUAGAUGGGUGGAGGGGAGUGAAAUGCACUCGCGUGCCGUGCAUAUCACAGGCCAGGGGCAUUAUUUUGCUGACAUGCCUGCUAUCCCUGAUUCUGCGUCUCUGGAUACGUGGAAUAGGAUGAUGGGGGGUUAAGACUGGUACUUCAAUGAAACUGUAAUUCUUACCCAGCCGAAGUACAGAAUGUGGG
Molecule: messenger RNA, 930 nt
Organism: Aspergillus versicolor CBS 583.65
Lineage: Eukaryota; Fungi; Ascomycota; Eurotiomycetes; Eurotiales; Aspergillaceae
Exons: 3
Coding region: 27-875 (282 amino acids)
Cellular component (GO): cytoplasm
Molecular function (GO): oxidoreductase activity, acting on the CH-OH group of donors, NAD or NADP as acceptor
Source: RefSeq, a predicted model, not a curated record